Messenger RNA from Xyrauchen texanus (razorback sucker), 17678 nucleotides. RefSeq names its product probable E3 ubiquitin-protein ligase HERC1. The record is from RefSeq and is a predicted model, not a curated record. Lineage: Eukaryota; Metazoa; Chordata; Actinopteri; Cypriniformes; Catostomidae. Gene Ontology annotation, molecular function: ubiquitin-protein transferase activity; protein binding.
ACAACCGACAGCUCGCGGAGCGGUAACCUACCGCACUAUAAUAAACACCCUCCAGCCCGAGAGUCACCGGCAGUUCGUCCUCGCAUUGUGUUACUCUUCUUUUGCCGGGUGCUGUUUAGUUCUAGUUCAUUUUAAAGUGUAUAUUUGUAGAGAUAGAUACGGGAUAUGGUUCAGUUUAAAGGACAAGAUCCGCGUCCUCUCUGCUAGACAGCAGAUUUAAAGAGCCUUGCAGGAGGGCAGUGGGUUGAUUUACUGGGCGGGUGUGUAUGGCUUAAGAAAGAAGAGAGGAGAUCGGAUCAUUUGCUCUGUGCCUCGUGAGUUUGUGAAUAAUGCACAGUGAUGGUGCCUUCUCAGACCCACGUGAUGCUCAAGUGGCAAGAGCACCUCAACAGCUCCUGGGCGGCAGAGGACAGCGUUCAGACUGCCACUAGGCAUGAAGCUGCUGCUCUCUAUGCAAAACUACUCUACAACAAGGAGGUGGUGGGCUUGGCGCAGCCAGUACAGGACUUAAUGGGUCCACGCUUGCCCGACUUCCAGUAUGAAUCGAGUGCUGAGGAGGAAAAAGAGGAAUAUCUGUCUGCACUGCUUCACAGUCAGCGAUGCCUGGCCCACCGCAUGCUGGCACGGACUCCCUUUGCCCUAUCUCUGCACCACAGGCUGGUGGUCCUACAAAGAGUGUUUUACGCACUCCAUAGCAAGUAUCACGACCGAUUCCGGGCGCCACUGCCUCCCCAACCAUCAUCAUCCAAUGCAGAAGGGGGCGCUCUUGAGUCUGUUUCAGAUCCAUGGCCAACAAGCAGUUCAUGUUCAAAGUCAGGAACAGAUGUUCUUAUAGAGAUGGGUGUCCGAACUGGGUUGAGUCUACUCUUUGCCCUACUGAGGCAGAGUUGGCAACGUGGGCGUCUUGAAAAUCCGCCAGACGUCGCUCUGUGCAAUGAGGUACUAGCUACUGCGUCAUCCGUCCUGGCAGCCCUGCCUCCACUCUCCUUGGCCAACGAGAACAAGAUCCCAGCCGUAGGGCUUGACUGCCUCACCCAAGUUGGAGACUUCUUGAAGAAGACUGCAGUCAGUGGGUCUGGGGCAGAUCAAGCGGGUCGGAGGCUUGCCCUGGAGCUUCUACUCUCGCUAGCGCUACAAAGAGGAUCCUUGCGCUUCCUUCUUGAGUGGGUAGAGGUGGCAUUGGCUGCUUCGGCUUCCUCUACAUCUUCUGAGACUGUUGGGGUGGGCUGCGAGCUAAUUCAUCAGACCCUGCAACAGAUGCGCCAGCACAUGGCUGUUCGCUGUGAAUCCGUCAAUUCUCAGGUGCUGAUGAAAGAUGCUGACGGACUUUGUAGCCUUUCGCACGUCGCUCUCUGCCUCUUUGAAGAGAUCUGUACCCUGGCUUCUAACUGCCUGUGCUCAUGCAGUGCGGGUUCUUCGUUGUCCUCUGGCUCAGAGAGUGAUGCGGUCAUGGUGCAUGUGUGGGGCAGCAACAGUAGCCAUCAACUUGCCGAAGGAACGUUGGAGAAGAUUUUACAGCCCAAACUAGCUCAGGGCUUCAGCGAUGCACAAAUGAUCGAGGCAGGCCAGUACUGCACAUUUUCCGUAUCAGCUGACGGUGCAGUGAAGGCCUGUGGGAAGGGGAGUUAUGGGCGUUUGGGUCUUGGGGACUCUAAUAACCAGUCCAUUCCCAAGAAGCUGGUGCUUGAGCCGCCUCGCACCAUGAGGAAAGUGUCUUCUUCCAAGGGUUCAGAUGGACACACACUGGCCGUCACGGCGGAGGGAGAGGUGUUCAGCUGGGGAGACGGCGACUACGGCAAACUGGGGCACGGAAACAGCGCCACGCAAAAAUAUCCAAAGAUCAUACAAGGCCCUCUGUUAGGAAAGGUGGUGGUGUGUGUGUCUGCGGGAUACAGACACAGUGCUGCAGUGACUAAUGAUGGAGAGCUGUACACAUGGGGGGAAGGUGACUUCGGUCGACUCGGUCAUAGUGACAGUCACAGUCGUAACGUGCCCACUCUGGUGAAGGAUAUCAGUGGGGUGGGUCAGGUGGCCUGUGGCAGCUCUCAUACCAUUGCUGUGGCUCAGGACGGCCGAAUCGUCUGGUCCUUUGGAGGAGGGGACAACGGUAAACUGGGACACGGGGACACAAACCGUGUGUACAGACCUAAAGUGAUUGAAGCCCUACAUGGAUUUAUUAUCAGGAAAGUUUGUGCAGGGAGCCAAUCAUCACUGGCUUUGACAUCUGCUGGUCAGGUGUUUGCGUGGGGCUGUGGCUCGUGUCUGGGUUGUGGUUCAUCUGAAACCACCUCACUCAGACCUCGAUUGAUCGAGGAGCUCAGCAUUACUAAAAUCAUUGACAUUUCCUGUGGAGACAGUCACUGUCUCGCCCUGUCCCAUGAGAAUGAGGUGUUUGCUUGGGGUAACAAUGCCAUGGGACAAUGUGGGCAGGGCCACACUUCAACGCCAGUCACCAAACCCAAGAAGGUGAUUGGUUUAGAAGGGGUGUCAAUACAGCAGAUUACUGCAGGCACCUCCCACAGCCUAGCCUGGACAGCUGUCCCUACAGACAGGCAGCUGGUGGCUUGGCACAGGCCGUUUUGUGUUGAUCUGGAGGAGAGCACGUUUACAUACCUGCGUAGUUUCCUGGAACGCUACUGCGACAGCAUCAGUGGUGACACACCGCCCGCCCCUUUCCAUUCUCAGAGGGAACAUCAUCAGUUUGUGCUGUCGUGUAUGAAACUCUUGUCCAUCCACCUGUCUCUGGCCCAUGCAGGUGGAACAGGGGCAACAGUUUUGGGUGCUCAGGGCCGGCCCCUCAGGAAUCUGCUCUUCAGACUCAUCGAUUCCAGUGUACCAGACUCCAUACAACAGGCGGUAAUGAGCACACUGUCCAUCGGAGCAUCUCUGUUGCUGCCUCCUCUUAGAGAGAGAACAGAGCUGCUGCAUUCUCUGUUACCUCAGGGACCAGAGAGCUGGGAGAGCCUCUCUAGAGGACAGCGUCUUCAGCUAGACAUGGUGCUGAACAGCCUGCAGGAACAGAGUCAUGUGGCAUCUCUGCUGGGGUACAGCACACCUGGCGAACUGAGCGCAGGCCUGCCGCCCACCCCUGACCGUCCCACAGGAAGUGUCAGCUCAAACUCAGAAGCUCCAGACAACCUCCACCUGGCUGAAGUUCUCCUGAAGACCCUGCUGCUCAGCAUCGGGUUUUAUACGGAGCGUGCAUUUGGGGAACUGGAGAAGAACAGUGAUAAACAGCAGUUCAGUCAGUCUCAAAAACAGACGGAGGCCCCGGCACACUUUCAUCACCUGCUGUCAGCCCUGCACAGACACCUGCUAGCCCACUGCUACAUCCACACCAGCGCUGGGGAUGACAGCAGUGUUAUUCUGCUUCACAAACACCUGUGUCUGCUGCUGCCGUAUGCUGCUGAGACCUUUAGGAGAUCUACCAUACUGCUGGAGGAGAGCAAACUAGAUAAACAUGUCAUCAACAAACUACACAUUGUGCUUUUUGGCUCAAUGGCGGGCAGUCUGCUGUGUCAGGUGAUAUACUCUCUGCUCCUGCUGCCAUUGGCUGUCGUUAGGCCCCUCCUUCCUCACCUGCUCACUCUGCUCGAGCACCUCAACGAGCUCAACUGUUACCUGCCCAACACAACACACCUGGAGGACAUGGAGCUGGAGGGAACCGCACACGAAGCAUCCGAAACUUCAGAGCCAAUCCUGGUGCCAGAUUCAGAUGACUGGGCGUGGCUUUUGGACCUGGAGAGGUCUGUGGCACUUGCUAUUGGCCGAUGCCUGGGAGGUAUGGUGCAGGGCCUGCCCCCUUCCAUCCAGGAGAAGACGGCAGAAUUCUGGCUGUGUAACCCACUCCUGAGAAACGGGCUGGAGAUAGACUUUGAACAGCUGGAUUGUGUGAUGGGUUGGCUAACUGAGGCUGUGUUCAUGGGUUGCGGGGAUGUGAGGAUAGCAGAACUGUGUCUGUCGGAAGAGAACACAACGUUGUUGGAACUCGCCCUUGGCGCUCCACGCGAACCAGCCAGCGCCCUCUGGAGGAAGAUGAAGGAGUAUGCAGCAAGUAGAGACUGGGACAGUGGUGGCUCGGUGGGAGAUUCCUUAUUAGAGACGGCGUGUCGAUGUAGUUUGGCUGCUCUGCUCAAACACACCGGCCUUCAUGAAGCGUACUGGCAGGAUAAAUAUGAGCCCUGUGAAGUGCUGACUGAGAUAUAUCAAGUGGUGUAUAAAAUUCGCAGUAGUUUGCUAUCGUAUAAAGAGAGUGCAGGAAACACAGCCAAUGUGCAACCUACAACUGCCACCAAACAGGCAUCAUUGGGAUCUCUGAGCCCUAGUGAGGAGAGGCAGGAGGCAGGGAGCUCAGAAGAACAAACCGGGCGAGACAAGGAUCCUAGCAGCCAGAUGCUCCACACAGCUGAACACAACCAGGAUGAUCCUUUAGAGGAGGAGACACCCAGCAUCAGCAGUAUGUACCUGCCGGAGGUCCUGCAGUGUUUCCUGGCCACACGUGAAGCCAUGCAGCUCCAACAGAACGAGACCGUCUAUGAGUCGUCUGGUACCAGCACUUUACCCAGCAGCACCGAGAGCCCCGGAACUCCAGACAGAGAGCCCCCACAGAGGCCCUGGGACCACCACAGCACCACCGACCAGGGUCUGUCCUUCCCUGCGGCCUGCCACCUGCUGGUAUCACGCUGCCUUUUCCUGCUACUGGGAGUGCGAGCUGCCUGGCAGGAGGAGAGCUUGUCGCCACAGACACAUAUUGAGAACAACUCAGUCAGGUCUCCACUUUACAAUGAGGGAAUUGGCACAAAUAUGGAGUUUCAGUCAUCAGAGAGAAAAUUCAGUGAAAGAGAGGCAACAGAUCAGUCUAGAAGUACCUCGGGGUCAUUCAAGAAUAAAAUGGGCCUACCGCUGUGUUCUCUGGGCAUCAUGAAAGAUGCCUGGGAACGACUGCGUCAGUGCAUCAGUCCCACCACCGUACUGUGUCCGGGUGGAGGCGGCACACCCAUCCUGGGCCAAGUCUUCCAUUUCCUGUGUGGGAGCCUCCUCCGAACCUCUUCUCUGAUGGACAAAGAUGGAGUGGCACAGGCAGACCCCAAAGCCAUCACAGUUGCCAUGGCACAGCAACACCAAAGAGCCCAGGUUCGUUUGGAGGCGUUGUGUCAGAUUUCCUCAUUCCUGUCAGAGAUGGAGGAAAAGAACACCAUCUCUCUGGUGCCCCCUCGUUUCCCAGGCCUCCUGCAGUCAGUGCAGCUGCAGUUCCUCUCUGGAUGCUUUGGUCUUGGAGCACCUAUCACUGGCAGUCUGGCUGCACUCAACAACGAGAUUCACCAUUACACCGCUGGUACUCAAUCAGCUCCAUUAGCUGUUCAAAGGGAGUUGCAGUCUGCAGCUCACAUGCUCUACCAGCAGCUGGUGCGUGUGCUCAGACAGAAGAUGGCGCUAGAGAGAGAACAGGCAGGCUCUUACCAGCAUCUGCUGUUAGCAACAGUGUUCGCUCUCAACUUUCACUAUCAGCCUGUAGAUCUGGUGGUGAUUAUUAAAUGUGGUGUUUUGGAGAUCUUGUCCACACUGACUGAUAACACCUGUGUGCUGGUCAACCAGCGCUGGCUUGCCGCCUCGAUGUCGGGUCACAUGCAGCUGGGUGGGGCGGUGAAACUGGCCGCUGCCAGACUCCUGCAGAUAUUUGGCAUUGCUGGCAGUUCAUGUGAGGAGUCUCUGCCAUUGGAUGUGUCCCAGGCUCUUAUGGAUGUGAUGAGUGAGCAGUUACAGUGUUUAUUACAUGCUGUCCACCAGCAGGAGGUGCUAGAGAGGGACUCCACAGAGCACAUCCAAGAGGAGACAUCUAAACAAGAGAGUGCGGAUGUAGUUCGUAGCAACAGGGUUGUGGAGUCCCAGCUCGCUGACUUUCUUGUCUUCCUAAGGCGCAUUUUGUCACUACGGGUCGCCAAAAGAGUCUCAGCAUUUGUCAAGUGGAUUGAUCCACUGAUGACUAUCAUCUCGUACAAGAGCAGCUCAGGGAAUCCACUUUUCCACAACCUGCGGACUAAACUGUUAGCUUUCCAUAUUCUUGAAGCCCUGCUGCCCACAUGUUCAGAUCAUGCCAUGAUGAAACAGAUUGUGGAUCAGUUAUUCAGCCUUUUAUCCUCAUACAUGUGGGAGGAACCUGUAGCCUUGAGGAAACAUCAGGAAAAAGCUUCUGAGAUCUCAAAUAGGGACAGCGGAAGUGAAGAUGAGUGUAUCCCUAUCGGUGAUUUCUCCUUCGACCCUCAUAAACUAAUCUGUUGUUCUCUGGAGAGUGGGAAUGUACUGUCUCAUGGAUCGGGAGGGAAAGGAUAUGGUCUAGCCACCACUGCAAUCACAUCUGGAUGCUUCAUCUGGAAGUUCUACAUUACUAAGGAGAACAGGGGAAAUGAGGGGACGUGUAUCGGAGUGUCCCGAUGGCCCAUUCGCGACUACAACCAUCGCACCACUACAGACAUGUGGCUGUACCGGGCCUACAGUGGAAGCCUGUAUCACGGAGGUGAACUGGGCCGAGCACUGCCCUCCUUCACUCAGGGCGACACCAUCACCUGCAUCCUUGACAUGGAAGCCAGAACCAUCUCUUUUGCCAAAAACAACAGGGAACCCAAGUUGGCGUUUGAAGGAGUGGAUACCACAGAGCUCUAUCCAUGCGUUCUCUUUUACAGCAGUAACCCUGGAGAAAAGGUGGCACUGUGUGACCUGCAGAUGCGCGGGAUGCCUAGUGAUCUUUUGCCAGGGGAGCCGCUGUGUAGCCCCCGUGCCACGGUUCUGCUGGAGUCCACGAUUCAGCUGCUGAGACAGCUGUAUGUAAACGAUAACUGGGUUCAUCAUAUCAACCAGUACAUGCUGAAUAAACUCCAGCUCAUAAACCCACUUAUGAGGGAGGGUGUACACGGCAAGAUCGGAGGUCAUGCCAGUAAGGAGUCUGAUGAGAAUUGUGCAGCGAGAGUAAGGAGCUCUGCUUGGACUGAUCUAGGGAAAUCAACGGACCACCUCUCUGGCCCUGCGGGGCUUUCUGACGCCCAGCUCAGCGUGCUGUGCACUGAGGUCUGGCCUGUUAUGGCCCUCAUCGGAGGGGUGGACAGCGGCCUCCGUGCUGGAGGGACCUGCCUGCACAAACCCAGCGGCCGACGGGCGACCCUGCUUGGGGUACUGAAAGAGGGAAGCCCCCUGGCCAAGCUUCAGUGGGAGGAGACAGAUUUUUCUGUAAGCUUCCUGAAUUCUUGGUCACCUAGUGACACACCUCUCAUCUCCCUGGAGCCGUGCGAUGUCCCCCAGUUGGACAUGUCCCGCUGCUGCGGUCUCAAGCCGUCGGUCCUGUUUGACCUCAUCCUGAUGACCGGCAUUCUGAAAGAGCAAGAGCCUCCGUCCGGAUCAUCUGGUGCAUUGGGUAUGCCACGGAGCCGGAUUAGCUCAGAGGGCGGCCCACGUAGUGAGCUGGAAAGACGAUUAGAUGAAGACAUUGCACGUAUUAUGAUGGACGAAGAAGGGAUAGCCUGUCCAGUGGACGAGGACCGAUUUAAAGCAGAGGAGAACCAAGAUAACACAUCCAGAACCCUCAAUCAAUCAAAUGAUGACCGUAACAGCGCCCCCUGUCCGCCAAUACUUGCACUACAACCGAGAGUGGACUUCUUCACAUUGGAACUUCGUGCGAUUCGCAUUUCCUACCUCCUCCUGGGGGCGCUAAAGUCCCUGGCAGUCAUUCUGAGCUGCGUGAAGUUCACAGAUCUUCUCAUGGUGCCCAAAUCAGAGGCUGGCGUCAACCUAACAAGCCCUGACUCUGCGAAGACCUCUGCUGGUGGGGAGGAUAAUGCUGAACUGCGCUCUGUGCUACAGUUUGUAGUGCGGAGCAUGGUGAAGUGGGCUGUCAGACCCUGUCCUAUCAAACAGGCCGUGGCUUUAUCAGACCUUGAGAGGGCUCAGAUCAUCAUCUUUAAAGGGGUGCUAAGCAGACUGCAGGAGGAUGGAAGCAAGGGACAAAAGGAUUGUGGAAGUCACUCCUCUCAGCCCGUGUCCAAAUCCUCCAGUUCUGUCUCGCUCUAUAGCAAUGGUUCUGAGGGCACCGCCAUCUUUGGCCAAUCAGCUUCCCCCUCCACCAAUGACCUCACAGUAUCCCUCCUCACCGCCCUGCAGGCUGAUGGCCUGGAGAACUUUAACCCUUUCCUGCCCAUAAACUUAUUACAGCGGAUGGUGCUGGCCCGUUUUCCCACAUUGGCAGGUCUAGUCCACAGUCCGGUUCUGCCCCCUGGGUUAAGCCUGACUUCCUCAGCAUCCUGUGAGGGAUUUACUGAGCAGCAGACCAGCUUUCUGGAGCCCUGCGGCCAGACAAGGACCCCCUUGGAACAGCCACAAAUGUUUGUCCCAGUUCGCUUGCUUGAAAUGGGCUUCUCAAUGAGACACAUCUACAGGGCAAUGGAGGCAGCAGGGGUCACGGGCGAGAUAGAUUCACGCACCAUUGAGGUGCUGGCGAGUUGGAUGCUGGAACACCCUCUAACAGAGGAGCAUCAGGCCAGAGAGGACUCAUCAGCAGGGGGCGCCACUGAUACGCCCUCAUCAGAAGGACCAGAGACAGUGCAGUGCCCUGAGUCUCCUGCUCCAAUGACACUGCAGGAGAGCAGAGAACCCAAUGAUAGCCUGUUAGCAGGUUUGGACCUGGUGGAGAGAGAGAACUUUUUAGAUGUUCACCUGACCAGGAACAGACCUCCGCCUGCCCGCAGACAGCGAUCAGGCGUAGGACAGAGAACUUCCUUCAGGAGAGCAGACUCCCCAUCGCCCAGUCCUGUCCCGACGCUGUACAGACAGGAAGUGGGUGUGACAGAGUGGCCCGAGCGUGCUGAAACAAAUCCGUUUGCUGCUGAAGAAGAGUCCGAGCUGGGCUACAUGGAUGACCCGUACCAGGAAGAACCUUACGAGGAGCUUCUCACCCCAGAGUUCAUCACCGCUGAGAGGGACACGCUUUGGAUGGUAGAGGGAAGAGAAGAUCACCCAGAUCCUCAUGAGAUGGUGGAGUGUGAGCUGUGCAACACACUCACACUGCAGUUCAACAACCACAUGAAGCGUCAUCACCCAGGCUGCGGUCAAAGCGCCAGUCGCCGUGGUUACCGCAGCAACGGGGCCUAUGUUGAUGGCUGGUUCGGAGGGGAAUGUGGAUCAGGCAGCCCAUACUACCUCCUGUGCAGCACAUGUAGGGAAAAAUAUCUGGCCUCCAACCUGGGAGUCAUGAGCUCCAAACAGGACAGAACAAGAGGCGUGGCAUCUGAUCUGAUUGGUCAACUGGAUGGUACAUCAGACGAAGAAUGGGAUCCAGGUAACCAGGAAGACUCUGACCCAGACAGGCUGACUGGUUUGGAGGAUUUUGGGACUCUUCUGAGACCUCUGGGUCUGAGUGAAAAGAAGCCUGUUCCUGACCCAAUCCCCUUCACUGAACAUGACCCGCUCGGAGCUUUAGUCAGCGGCUCAGUCAGUGGAGACAACAGCCUACUUUACAAAGGUGUGAUUAGCACUGAGUUGAAGCGCUCCUCAGUUCCUUUAAGUCUAGGAGAGCAGGCUGCAUCUCUGAGGGAGCCUCAGGAGAGAUUGUUGGCUCUGAGGAGAGUCACCUCCACAGCUCAGAUCCUGCUGGCAUACAGUAUGGUGAUGAAAGCUCUCUCACAGACCUCCUCAAGUAGUUCAGUUUGUAAUCAUUCAAGCGGUCUGGAGGCUCUAGGAUUGGCUGAUGUCCGUAUCCUGGUCAGGCUAAUGUGUCUAGCAGCAGGUGGGCGUGUCCACAUGGGCGUAGACCAGCAGGGAUUGGAACGUGGCUGUGUGAGUGAUCGCACAGGCUCAGCCUUCCUGUCCUUCCUCAGCUCAGCUAUUGGAAGUUUAGUGUCCCACAGUCCUGCUGCCUACCGAGAGUUAGUGGACAUCUGCACUCAGGAUCUCAUGGCUGCUGCUACAGGAAUGAACAUCAGCGCCAUCAAUGAUCCACAGCAGAGGAUGAGGCAAAGCUCCGCCCUCAAGGGGCCAGCACAAGAGCCAAGGGAUCUGACUCCACCCACCUUCCUGGUCACACAGAAUCUGGUAUCGCUGUUGACAGAGAAAGGCAUCCGAUACCGUUACAGUGCAGAAAGAAGUGAAUCAAUGGAAACAAAGGAAGGUGGAAGCCCCCCACCCUUAGGUCCCCCUCUCUCUCAAACGGGGGUACGGGUCGGUCCUUUGGAGCUGGCUAAUGCACUGGCCGCCUGUGCCCUGUCGGCCCGACUGACCAGCAGACACCGUCAGUGGGCGGCAAAGCUGCUGGUCCAGGCCCUGGCGGUCUCCGAGAGAGACAACAGUGCCAGACCCCAGACCUACAGUGACAUGGCUGGAGACUUGCGAAAAUGCCCAAUCAGGAAGCUGGAAGGACAUCAGAACAGGGUGAGCAGCUGCAGCUGGAAUGGUGAUCAAGGUCUGUUGGCCACCGGCUCACAGGAUGGAACUGUCCGACUGUGGACCAUCUCACCAAACACUUCAGAGCUGUUGCACACACACACCUGCAGUGUCAGUGAGGAUGCUCAGAGUUCAGAUGGCUCUAUGGGGUCUCAUCUGCUGUCUGCUGUAUCUUGGAGUGCAGGGGGAUCUCUACUGGCCGCCUUCCAGAACAAACUCAUCAACAUCUGGACCGUCAACGGUUCUCAGGCGUAUGAAGAAGCUCAGUCCUCGUGGGUAACAGCGCUUUCAUGGGUACAAACGUCCAAUCUGUUCCUAAGUCAGGAAGCCUGCAGUCAGGCUAGCGCUCCUGAGAGUCUACUUGUGGGUCGGCUGGAUGGCUCCCUCUGCUGGCUGGAGGUCACAGAGGACUUGAGAGUGGAGAGAACAGAACUCACUCAUUGCCACAGGAAAGAAGCACCUCAGUGCCUGGCCUGGUACAGUGUAGAUAAACCCUUUGCAGUUGGUUAUCCAGAUGGCAAAAUUCUCCUAGCAACCGCAGAGAGCUAUGAAUCCGAUCCUCCUAUUCUUCUAACAGCAUUUCCUGAGAGCGUGAGUGCACUUAGGUGGGAUCCCACAGGUCAUCUGCUGCUGUCUGUCGGCCGCUCUGAGAUAGUGAAGAUCUGGGGUCGUGCCAGCAGCGCGUGGGUCACCCUCCACUCUCUCUUCCACACAGGGACUGUGAAUACGGCUGAGUGGUGCCCUAUGCCGGGGCGAGGGACGGAGCCUCGUCUUAUGAUGGCAAUUGGAUGUCAAAAUGGCCUCCUGUACGUGUGGACUCUUCCUCAAGGGGGUGCUAAUGUCUCAGUACCCAAUUUCCUCACCCCCUCUACCAGCCAAGACAAGAGCAGCACCAUCAAGCGGGGAAAUGCCAAGUGUGUGUUCCGACUGACUGGACACAUUACGGCUAUAAAAACGCUGUCCUUCUGUCCCACCGGUCUUGCACUGGUAUCUGGAGGAAUCGGAGGGGUGCUAAACAUCUGGUCUUUGAGGGAUGGUUCAGUCCUGCAGACAGUGGUUAUAGGAUUGGGGUCAGUGGUUUGUACCACCUGGAUACCUCACAUAGGUGUUGCUGCCUGCUCAGGAAGAUCAAAGGACGUGUUGUUAAUUCGCUGUACUCCAGACUGGAUCACCCAGAAUCAUGUUCUGGCCUCCUGCCGGUCUGUCCUCCGCAGUCAGGGCAUUCUGGGAUUGAAUCGUGCCCCCUGCAUGGCUGUCUUCCUCGAACGCCUUCCCACACUGCUGCAGGAGCAGUACAGUUAUGAGAAGAGUCAUGUGAUGGCAGGAGAUCAGUUGACCCACAGUGCCUUUCUGCAGAGUCUCACCACACUGGCCGUAGGUCUCUUAAUGGAUCAGUUACUGUGUCAUCAUCCCAGACCGCCACACCACAGCGGGACAGGGCCGGAUCAGGACGGGGCCCCCGGAUCCUUCUGUCCCUCAGAGUGGAUCUGGCUUUACACUUAUUCCACAACCAUGAAAAGCGCAGAGGCAUUUGCUCGAGGCACACCCUUCCCAGAAGCAUUCAUGGUGCCUGAGUUCCAUACGCCCGGGGCCACAAAGUUCACCAAACCACUGGACAACAGUAAAUGGACAUUCAUGAUGGAUGAACAGCUCAUGUCCUGGGCUACAAGCAGACCUGAAGACUGGCAGCAGGGUGGUAAAAGUGAGGUGUACCUGUGGGGUAACGGUCGUCACGGGCAACUGGCAGAUGCUGGUACCAGCGCAUCUGUGCCCACCCUUGCACCCUCCCUCUCACAGACUCAACAGGUUGUAUGUGGUCAGAACUGCACAUUCCUGGUUCAAGCUAACGGUGCAGUGCUGGCUGUAGGAGAGGGCAGUUAUGGGCGACUCGGACAGGGUAACUCUGAUGACCUCUACACCCCCACUGUCAUCUCGGCUUUACAAGGUUAUGUAGUGACGCAGCUGGUGACAUCAUACGGGUCAGAUGGUCAUUCUCUGGCUCUCACAGAGACGGGGGAGGUAUUCAGCUGGGGCGAUGGGGAUUAUGGGAAAUUGGGCCAUGGGAACAGUGAAAGACAAAGAAGGCCCAAACAGAUAGAGGCGCUGCAGGGCGAGGAAGUGGUGCAGCUGGCAUGUGGAUUCAAACACUCAGCUGUAGUGACAGCUGAUGGAAAGCUCUUCACCUUUGGCAGUGGGGAUUCCGGUCGCUUGGGUCAAAGGUCAACCUCCAACAAGAUGGUCCCAGAGAGGGUUACAGCCCUUGAUGGAUACCACAUUGGACAGGUGUCAUGUGGUAUCAAUCAUACUUUGGUGCUGUCAUCGGACGGCAUGACCGUGUGGGCCUUUGGAGAUGGUGAUUAUGGUAAACUCGGGAUUGGACCAUGCACUGUCAAGUGCUACCCACAGAAAGUGGAGGCUCUCUGUAACAAGGGGAUCAAAAAGAUUGGAUGUGGAACUCAUUUCUCAGUGGUGUUGGCCAAAGAUGGACAUGUGUAUACAUUUGGCCAAGAACGCCAUAUAGGUCUGCCUGACUCCAUGCUGAAGAAUCAUAACCGGCCACAGAUCGUACCUGCUCUGGAGGGCGUGUUCAUUGAGGACAUCGCUGUGGGCUGCGAGCACAUCCUCGCUCUGUCUAACACUGGUGAUGUGUAUGCAUGGGGCUGCAACUGUGAGGCCCAGCUGGGAUUGGGUCAUUCCAAUCCUGUUAAGGAGCCCAUUAUGGUUACUGCUUUACAAGGCAAAAACAUCAGGCAGAUCUCUGCUGGACGCUGCCACACUGCUGCCUGGACCACACCAGCUUUAUCAACCAGAGCUUCAGGUUGUGCAGGUAUACAGUUGGGUCUGCCUCAGUCUAUACCCCCGCAGUAUAACGCUCUAAAAGACUGCAGCCCUGAAGUGCUGAACACUCGUCUCAGAGUGCUGUAUCAUUUCUCUGAUCUCAUGUACAAAUCCUGGAGGCUUCUGAACCUCGACCCCCGAAACCAGGUGAAUACUUCUCGCUAUAGCUCUGGAACCGCUGCCAUCGUACAGGGUCAGCUGCGAGGCCUCCUCUCCCCAAAAGUGAACACGCUUCCUCUUGUUCGCACCAUUGGCAGAACCAUGACCCAGGGAAAGACCUACGGACCUCAGAUCACAGUCAAAAGAAUCUCCACUAGGGGGCGCUCUAGCAAGCCCAUAUUUGUGCAGAUUGCCAAGCAGGUAGUGAAUCUGAACCCCACUGAGUUGCGUCUACCCUCCAGAGCUUGGAAGGUGAAGCUGGUUGGAGAGGGUGCGGACGAUGCCGGGGGCGUAUUUGAUGACACCAUCACAGAGAUGUGCCAGGAGUUGCAGUCUGGUGUGGUUGACCUGCUCAUUCACACUCCAAACAACACUGCAGACGUCGGUAGCAACACGGACAGGUUUUUGCUGAAUCCAGCUGCAGUUUCAGAUGAUCACAUGGUGCAGUUUCGUUUCCUGGGUAUUUUAAUGGCAGUGGCCAUUAGAACUAAGAAGCCUCUGGAUCUGCACCUGGCUCCAUGGGUGUGGAAGCAGAUGUGCUGUAUUCCUCUGGGAGCCGCUGACCUGGAGGAGGUCGACCUGCUCACAUACCGCUCUCUUCAGGGCAUCUUACACCUGGACAACAGUGUGAUCAAUGAAGAGAACUUCACAGUGAUGAUCCCUCUGGACUCAUUUGUGGCUCACAGUGCAGAUGGCACACGGGUUCCUGUGGUUCCUGGUGGACACAACUUCCCCCUGACUUUCUCCAACAGGAACGAGUAUGUGGAGAGAGCUCUGCACUACAGACUACAUGAGAUGGAUCGACAGGUGUCAGCAGUGAGGGAGGGCAUGUCCUCCAUCAUUCCGGUCCCACUGCUCUCACUGCUAACAGCCCGACAGCUGGAACAGUUGGUGUGCGGCCUUCCUGAGGUCUCUGUGGAGAUGCUCAAGAAGGUGGUGCGUUACCGUGACAUAACCGACUGCCACCAGCUCAUUGGCUGGCUGUGGCAGAGCCUCGAGGAAUUCACUAAUGAGGAGAGGGUCCUUUUCUUGCGCUUCGUGUCUGGCCGUUCCAGACUGCCAUCCAAUCCAGCCGACAUCACACAAAAGUUUCAGAUCAUCAAAGUUGACCGGCCAGUGAACGGCCUUCCUACGGCCCAGACGUGCUUCUUUCAGCUCCGCCUUCCUCCCUAUACGAGCCAGGCAAUACUAGCUGAGCGCCUACGCUACUCUAUUCACAACUGCCCCUCCAUAGACAUGGACAACUACAUGCUCUCUCGCAACACUGAUCCGGCCGACGGCUCUGAUACGGAGUACUGACAUGCCGCUCGCAAAACGGAUGCUGUUACGCUAGAAAGCACAAAAAAAUUACAACAAAAUUACAAUGUUUGUCUAAAACUCAUAUAUGCCUCUGGUUGGUCUUUUUCCUCACACAUGCAAUACAGUUCUCACUCAUAAAGCCUCUUAUAUGUGCUGUCAGCAGUAUAAAGAUUUCACUGCAGCAGCCUGUUCUUCCACCAGGUCAAAAGCAAUUCAUUUGUUUAUUUAUUCAUUUUAUAUGGCAUUCGUGUCUCUGAAUGGUUCCGGAUACUUCCUAAAGCUAAAAAUACACCAUAUUAUUUGUCAAAACGGACAAAAAGUUGUAAAAAAAAAAAAAAAAAAGUUUAAAUAUUAAAUAUUACCACACAAGCUACGUGCCUGGAAUGGACACAAGGUUGCUUGUGAAGUUACUGACACAAACUGGGGUGGUUCAUAAGUAAGCACUUGGCUGCUAGCUUAUGUCCCAGUUUAUGCCAAAAGCUUUUAAAGCAAUAUAACACCAUAACAUGGAAAAUUCUGUCAUUAUUUACUCUCACUCAAACACGUAUGAAUUUCUUUCUUUCGUGGAACACAAAAGGAGAAAUUUUUAAAGGGAUAUUUCGGUUUCGACAUAAGUUGAGCUCAGCAUUUGUGGCAUAAAAAAAAACAGCAGAAACUUACAAAGGAAGUGAAUGCAGAAAUGUGAAGCUUAUAAUUUUUUUUUUAGAAUCAUUCUAUUAAAAUGCAUCUUUUAUAUGAGCUGUAAAGUUGUUUAAAUCAUCGUUUUUAAGGUCUUUAUGGUUUAUGGCUUUACGUCGUCAUGCAAAACGUCAUGGUUUUAACUUUACACAGAAAAGGUUAGUUUUUAUCUAAACUUUAUCACGCUAAAAUCAUGUUAACCCUCAUAUUGUUCACAUCUUGUGGCUAUACUUUUGAAAUAAUAUUUUUACGUUUACGGAUUGGCCCCAUUCACUUCCAUUGCAAGUGCCUCACUGUUACCCAGAUUUUUUUUUUUAAGAAGAUGGACAAGUCAAAAUGAAUUUUUGUGGUCAACAUUGACACAAAUGCUGUUGAUUGGGCUUACCUUGACUAGUCGCUAUUCUCUAUGAAAUUAAAAUGAAUGGGGACUAAAGCUUUCAAGCUUAAAAAAAAAGCCAUACGAUAGCUUUUUGUGAGAAAAAGACAUUUACACUGUUAUCCACUUUUAGUCUCGCCCUUUAAUUAGCUUCUAACAGUGUUUUGAACUCGAGAACCGGUUCAACUGAUUCAUUUGAAAUAUCUGAGUCAAUUAAUUGAUUCAUUCAUGAAUUGGUCAUUGCUAUUUCUCUUACUUUCUUGAAUGUCCUAAGAACAGAAGUCAAGAUUUUCAGUGAAUAACAGCUAAAGUUUUGGUCAGUUUCUCAGACAAAGCUAUCAUAUGCUUCAGUGAAGUCAUAUGAAUCACUUUAAUGAUACUUCUAUGAUUAUUUUGUGCUCUUUUUUUAAGCUUUAAAGCUACAGUCCCUAUUCAUUGUAAAUGCAUGGAAAACAACCUUCAAAUCAUCUCAAAUCAAUAAAGACUUGGAACAAUAUGAAAGUACUGUAUAUGAUGACAGAAUUGACAUCUUUUGGUGAAAUACUCCUUAAACUACUGUACUGUACACUAUAUCUUCUGACUCAGUGGAAAAAGUGCUAUAAGUCUGAGAAAAAGCCCCUAAGCAGUCACAGGGUCGUUCGGGGGCUGCGCAUUUGUGUUCAUGAAUGACAUGUUAAUCGAUAGUUCUCAGUAAAUUAUAUCUUAAAUGAAUGUAUACUUGCAAAUGCCAUGCACGUGUGCACUCGGAACAUACUUUAAUUUGCCAAAUACUGUAGUGAUGUUCUACAUUACAUAGGGUUUAAUUGAUUUCAGCCCUUUUUUUGCAACUGUGAAAAAACGUGUGCAUACUGUUUGGUGAUUUUUGUGUCUCGCAUUCUCCCAGGAAGAGAGUGCAGGUUUGUUACACAAUGCUAUGCUGGAAUGUAAAACGUUUUGACUGUUUUUACUGUGGUGAAAGUGUGUUUGACAUAGGAGGGACUCUCCCACUUUACUGUAGAAGUUUCAAUGACUUCUGAUUGUGGUGGUUUACAGUAUUGCUAAAUUAUAAAAAAUUAUUAUUAUUUUUUUUUUUUUUUUUUUCAUUGUUCUUAAAAAUAUUUACUUGAGUGAGCUCCAUGGACUGGAAGGGAAAAGGACCCCAUUUGGAUGAGGAAUAAGGUAAAAUAUGGCUGCUGCGCUAUUUUGCACUUUAGAACUGUAUGCAUUGCGCUUUAGCAUAUGAAAAAUCCUUAUUCAUUACAAUAUUUACAGCUUAAAAACUGCUUCAUCUAGAGAUUCUUGUGUUUCUCUUGACCCGAGCCACUGAUUUUCUAUCAAAGUGUUCAGAACUAACUUAAAGUCUAAAGUUCCAUACCGUACCAGUACAUUUCCAUGGCACGAUAUAGUAGUGUUUUAAAAUACUCUUGUUUUCAGAAUAAGCCAUAAAAUAAGAACGUUUAAGAAGUCCAUAAACUGUAUGAUAUCUUUUGGCGAUUACCUCUCAGAUGAGAUGCACUGUACUCUAAAUUAAAUUGUGUGUACAGACUUUCGUGUCAACAUUUGUAAAUCGUUGUAAAGGGCAUUUUAUUGUUUAUUUCAGCCAAUUUUUUUUUUUUUUAUGCCGACUCUCCUAGUGCAAUCACACUUUUUUAGAGAUAUAGUUUACCUAAGCAUGCCGUUUUUAUUUAGUCAGUCACCAUUUAUUGUAUGGAGAUUAAAUGAAAGUGAAUGGUGACUGAAGCUCACAUUCUGCUUAACAUUUCCUUUCAUGUUCCAUGGAGGAAAGAAUGUCAUACAGGUUUGAAACAACAUACAGAAAGAAAAAAAAGAAAAAGGAGUUACAGGAUUUUCAAUUUGGCUGAACUAUCCCUUUAAGUUAAAGACAGGAAAAGAGUUCUGGCUUUACCAACUAAAAAAUAAAACAUUU